UUCUCUUUAUGUUAAUUAAUGAUCAAUUAUUCUGCAUCAUCAUCUUUAUAAUAAUAACAAUAUCGAGAUAGAAAAUGGAGGAUCAAACCGCCAACCCGACAUCGUCGUCGUCCGCCGACAAGACGGCGACAGACGAGCCAACAGGCAGCAAUGGCAACGGCAACAACAACAACAACAACAACAAUAAGACGGCGCAGUGCUCAGUGGUCUCGAUUUACCGCGCGAAGAUCGCGGGCGUGCUGCGGCACGUGACCGUGGCGUGGACGAAGAGCCUGAUCAACCACUCGUUCGCGAUCUCCGUCGAGCGGCCCGAGGGCGGCGCGUCGACGUGCAAGGUCGAGCUGAAGCCGUGGCCGUUCUGGAGCAAGAAGGGCUACAAAUCGCUCGAUGUCGCCGACGACGACGAGGAGUGCCGCGUCGACGUGUUCUGGGACCUGCGGUCGGCGAAGUUCUCCGGGUCGGGGAGCCCCGAGCCGACGGCCGGGUACUACGUCGCGCUGGUGUGCGACGAGGAGGUGAUCUUGCUCGUCGGCGACGGCAAUAAGGACGCGUACAAGCGGACGAAAUCGAGGCCGUGCUUGGAAGACGCGGUGCUGGUGUCGAAACGGGAGAACGUGUUCGGCCGGAAGAGCUUCGCGGCGCGGGCGCGGUUCGACGGGCGGAAGAAGGAGCACGACAUUGUCGUCGAGAGCGCGAUCUCCGGCCCGAGGGAGCCCGAGAUGUGGAUCAGCAUCGACGGGGCGGUGCUGGUGCGGGUCAGCAACCUGCAGUGGAAGUUCCGCGGGAACGAGACGGUGAUCGUCGACGAGUCCCCGGUGCAGGUGCUCUGGGACGUGCACGACUGGCUGUUCGCCGGCGGGCCGGGGUCCAGCAGCGGGCUGUUCGUCUUCAAGCCCGGCGCGCCCGACCCGCAGCCGCAGCCGCAGCCGCCGUCCAAGCAGGAACACUUCGGCGAAAGCGAUCAUGCUAGCACAGUUGGUACGAACACGGACACGGACAAAAACAACUGCUCUUCUUCUUCGGUGCGAAAUUUCGGGGGUAAUUCGGAGUUUUGUUUCUAUCUCUACGCUUGGAAAAUAGAAUGAAUUGAUGUGUCAU
This is a messenger RNA of Ananas comosus (pineapple), 1098 nucleotides long. RefSeq lists its product as uncharacterized. NCBI's taxonomy places the organism in Eukaryota, Viridiplantae, Streptophyta, Magnoliopsida, Poales, Bromeliaceae. The transcript has 2 exons. The record is from RefSeq and is a predicted model, not a curated record. Bases 75 to 1085 code for a protein of 336 amino acids.